This is a messenger RNA of Canis lupus familiaris (dog), 3480 nucleotides long. It is a transcript of the gene PIWIL1, whose product is annotated as piwi like RNA-mediated gene silencing 1. Bases 145 to 2730 code for a protein of 861 amino acids. Gene Ontology annotation, cellular component: P granule. Gene Ontology annotation, biological process: regulatory ncRNA-mediated gene silencing. Gene Ontology annotation, molecular function: protein binding; piRNA binding. The record is from RefSeq and is a predicted model, not a curated record. NCBI's taxonomy places the organism in Eukaryota, Metazoa, Chordata, Mammalia, Carnivora, Canidae. The transcript is spliced from 21 exons.
UUGUGGCAGUGAAGGUGGAAUCUGAGCUCCCCGUUGCCUACAAGGCCCACGCAUCCUGACCCGGCAUCCCUCAGGCUGCACCCAUUCCCCCUUUUUACUGUGCUGAAGCCACACAGGGCAUCUGUCAGCUCUGCAGGAAAAAAAAUGACUGGGCGAGCCAGAGCAAGAGCCAGAGGACGAGCCCGUGGGCAGGAGACGGUGCAGCACGUGGGUGCCACUGUGAGUCAGCAGCCUGGCUAUGUGCAGCCCCGGCCUCAGCAGCCCGUGGCCGAAGGGGAAUUAGUUGGCCGUGGACGCCAGAGAGGAGCAGUAGGAGCAGCGGCCAAGUCACAAGAGCUCCAGAUAUCUGCUGGAUUUCAGGAGUUAUCAUUAGCAGAGAGGGGAGGUCGUCGUAGAGACUUUCAUGAUCUUGGUGUGAAUACAAGACAGAACCUGGACCAUGUUAAAGAAUCAAAAACAGGUUCUUCAGGUAUUAUAGUAAGGCUGAGCACUAACCAUUUUCGACUGACAUCCCGUCCCCAGUGGGCUUUAUAUCAGUAUCACAUUGACUAUAACCCGCUGAUGGAAGCCAGAAGACUCCGCUCAGCUCUUCUUUUUCAACAUGAAGAUUUAAUUGGAAGGUGUCAUGCUUUUGAUGGAACAAUAUUAUUUUUACCUAAAAGACUACAACACAAGGUUACCGAAGUGUUUAGUCAGACCCGAAAUGGAGAGCACGUGAGGAUAACAAUCACCCUUACAAAUGAACUCCCACCUACAUCACCAACUUGUCUGCAGUUCUAUAAUAUUAUUUUCAGGAGACUCUUGAAGAUCAUGAAUUUACAGCAGAUUGGACGGAAUUAUUAUAACCCAAGUGACCCAAUCGAUAUUCCAAAUCAUAGGUUGGUGAUCUGGCCUGGCUUCACCACCUCUAUCCUUCAAUAUGAGAACAACAUCAUGCUUUGCACUGACGUGAGUCAUAAAGUCCUUCGCAGUGAAACCGUGUUAGAUUUCAUGUUCAACCUCUAUCAUCAAACAGAAGAACAUAAAUUUCAAGAACAAGUUUCUAAAGAACUAAUAGGUUUAAUUGUUCUUACCAAGUAUAACAAUAAAACCUACAGGGUAGAUGAUAUUGACUGGGACCAGAAUCCAAAGAGUACCUUUAAGAAAGCAGAUGGUUCUGAAGUCAGUUUCUUAGAGUACUACAGGAAGCAAUACAACCAGGAAAUCACCGACUUAAAACAACCUGUUCUGGUCAGUCAGCCUAAGAGAAGGCGUGGCCCUGGUGGCACCUUGCCGGGCCCUGCGAUGCUCAUCCCCGAGCUCUGCUAUCUCACAGGUCUAACUGAUAAGAUGCGUAAUGAUUUUAAUGUGAUGAAAGACUUAGCUGUUCAUACAAGGCUGACUCCAGAACAAAGGCAGCGUGAAGUGGGAAGACUCAUCGAUUACAUUCAUAAAGAUGACAAUGUUCAGAGGGAGCUUCGAGACUGGGGUUUGAGCUUUGACUCCAACUUACUGUCCUUCUCAGGAAGAAUUUUGCAAGCUGAAAAGAUUCACCAAGGUGGAAAAACAUUCGAUUACAAUCCACAAUUUGCAGAUUGGUCAAAGGAAACAAGAGGUGCACCAUUAAUUAGCGUUAAGCCGCUAGAUAACUGGCUGUUGAUCUAUACUCGAAGAAAUUAUGAAGCAGCCAAUUCAUUGAUACAAAAUCUAUUUAAAGUUACACCAGCCAUGGGCAUACAAAUGAAAAAAGCAAUAAUGAUUGAAGUGGAUGAUCGAACUGAAGCCUAUUUGAGAGUCUUACAGCAGAAAGUUACAUCCGAUACCCAGAUAGUUGUUUGUCUGUUGUCAAGUAAUCGGAAAGACAAGUAUGAUGCCAUUAAGAAAUAUUUGUGUACAGACUGCCCUACUCCCAGUCAGUGUGUGGUGGCCCGGACCCUUGGCAAACAGCAAACCGUCAUGGCCAUUGCUACCAAAAUCGCCCUGCAGAUGAAUUGCAAGAUGGGAGGGGAGCUCUGGAGGGUUGAUAUGCCUCUAAAGCUGGCCAUGAUAGUUGGCAUUGACUGUUACCAUGAUACCACAGCUGGACGGAGGUCAAUUGCAGGAUUUGUUGCAAGUAUCAAUGAAGGGAUGACCCGCUGGUUCUCUCGCUGUGUAUUUCAAGAUCGAGGGCAAGAGCUUGUAGAUGGGCUCAAAGUCUGCUUGCAAGCUGCUCUGAGGGCUUGGAAUAGCUGCAAUGAAUACAUGCCAAGUCGAAUUAUUGUGUAUCGGGAUGGUGUAGGAGAUGGUCAGCUGAAAACACUGGUUAACUAUGAAGUACCACAGUUUUUGGAUUGCCUAAAAUCUGUUGGUAGAGGUUACAACCCAAGACUAACGGUAAUUGUGGUGAAGAAACGCGUGAAUGCCAGAUUUUUUGCUCAGUCUGGAGGAAGACUUCAGAACCCACUUCCCGGGACGGUUAUUGAUGUAGAAGUUACCAGACCAGAAUGGUAUGAUUUUUUUAUCGUGAGCCAGGCAGUGAGAAGUGGCAGUGUUUCUCCCACACACUAUAACGUCAUCUAUGACAGCAGUGGCUUGAAGCCAGACCACAUACAGAGGCUCACAUACAAGCUGUGUCACGUCUACUAUAACUGGCCCGGCGUCAUUCGAGUCCCUGCUCCUUGCCAGUACGCCCACAAGCUGGCUUUCCUCGUGGGCCAGAGCAUUCACAGGGAGCCCAACCUGUCCCUGUCCAACCGCCUGUACUACCUCUGACCCUCAGGAGACGACGAAACGCAGCCGUUUCUUCUGUUGGAAGUUGUAACUUUGGGAUUUUUUUUUAAGUUUUUUUUUUUUUAGCUGUUACCUUUCUAGAUGAAACUUGGGAAGGGAAUUAGGUCUGGAGUCUCGUGUGUAGCAUUUCUGCUGUGACUGGCUUAUAGGUAAAAAUUAAAGUUUUAUAUUUUAUCUUGUUUACUUCUCAAAUAUGUUGUGAGAAUUUUUUGUUUUGAAAAAAAUGUGCAUACCAUACUUUGUAUUAUAAACAAACUUUCUUAAACUAUUUGAAAAGUGGUAAUUUACCUGAAAGUACUUUCAGGAGUGAGCAAGUCCUGCUUUGUAAACCUACAUUAAUUAAUCUUUUUGAAAUAUUCUUAAUUUAAAGGAGAUAAAGGCAUAAAAGUGGGAAACUCACUACAGCUGUAAGGUAGGGUUUUAUUUGGGUUUAUUUUAUUUGAUAUAUUUUAAAGUUAUAAAACUGCCAUUGAAUAACUUACACAAGGUGUGGGAAUGGUAGACUCUAUGAAGAAGUAGGCUGAUUUUUUUAUUUCAUUUUGGGGCUAGGUGGUAUGGGGGUUAUUAGAAGAAGAUGGUUGAAAAGUUUUAAAUUUCUGUCCAAAGAAACAUUUUAAGACUCUUUAACAAAAAGAGGUCAGUAACCUAUAUUAACAUUACUAUUUAUUUUGUUUGCAACAGGGACAUCCUUCUACUUGUUAUAAAAUAAAAUAAAAUUGGAUCGUCACCUUA